Amborella trichopoda is the source of this 1191-nucleotide messenger RNA. RefSeq lists its product as uncharacterized. NCBI's taxonomy places the organism in Eukaryota, Viridiplantae, Streptophyta, Magnoliopsida, Amborellales, Amborellaceae. The record is from RefSeq and is a predicted model, not a curated record.
UCGACCUUUAUCUCGCACCCCAUAUACCGGCGCAUUGCGCAGUUUUUUUUUUUCUCUCUCUCUCGCUCUCUCUCUCUCUACAAUGGCCAUGAAGGACAUCUCCCCCGUAGAUUUGCCAGAAAAUCCCCGUUAUAUAAACGGAAAGGUGAUCAUGGUGACCGGAGCUUCUUCUGGUCUCGGCCGUGAAUUUUGCCUCAGCCUUGCGAAAUCAGGCUGCAAAAUCCUUGCUUGUGCUCGAAGAACUGAGCUUCUUCGUUCUCUAUGUGAAGAAAUCAACAGUUUGAACGUUUCUUUCGGUGAAUUUUCCGGCCAAAAUUCCGGCGAAGCAGUUUCUGUGAAGGUUGAUGUUAGCCAAAAUGGAAAAGCCAUUGAUGAAGCUGUACAGUUGGCUUGGAAUAUUUAUGGCCGGAUUGAUGCUCUCAUCAAUAAUGCAGGAAUUAGGGGUCAUGUGGCUUCCCCUUUAGAUUUGGAUGAGGAGGAGUGGAAUAGUGUCAUGGCAACUAAUUUAAGAGGUACUUGGCUGGUGGCCAGAUCAGUAUGCAGACGAAUGUGUGAUGCCAAUCAGAAGGGUUCAGUAAUCAAUAUUUCAUCAAUUGGUGGCCUUCCUCGUGGAUUGUUACCUGGUGGGAUUGCCUAUGCCAUAUCAAAGGCAGGAGUGGAUGUUAUGACCAAGGUUAUGGCAUUGGAACUAGGAAAGUACAACAUAAGGGUGAAUUCAAUAGCUCCAGGAUUGUUUAAAUCUGACAUUACAGCGAGGCUGGUUCAGAAAGAUUGGAUUGACAAAGUGGCAGAGAGGAUUAUCCCGCUUAGAACACAUGGUACAAUUGACCCAGCUCUUACAUCACUUCUCGACCACUUGAUCGAUGAUUCUUCAGGAUUCGUCACAGGAAAUGUAUUCAUUGUUGAUUGUGGUGCCACAUUACCUGGUGUCCCCCUCUAUUCUUCGUUAUAGUUUUGUCAAAUCUCUCUCUCUCUCUCUCAUAUUGAGCUUUAUCAUGUCUAGUCCAUUUACGAGCUACCAAGUAAAUGGAAGAGGAGGACUGCAAUACUGAAUAAAAUGCCCAUGCUUUUAGUUUUAGAUGUAUUAGGAUUGACUGGUGAUUCUUUGGUAGUUUUCUGGUACAGAUUCAUUUCUAAAUUCUUUGGGAAUUGGCAAAGAGUUAUUGUUAAAGUCAGUUAUCAGUUGCUCUC